UAACAUCCAUUAAUAAUAAGGAUUUCUACGAGACUUAUCUGAAAGUAAUGCAAAUAAAUCUCAAUUCUGUGGUCUAUUUAACGCAUAUAUGUGUCGAGCAUUUGGAGAAAACUAAAGGAAAUGUUAUCAACAUCUCGAGUAUCGCUGCCAUGAGAGUCAUCCAGGGUUUUACACCCUAUUGUGUGGCUAAGUGUGCUCUGGAUAUGUUCACCAAAUGUAUGGCCGCGGAGUUGGGACCCAAACGUAUUCGCGUUAAUGUCAUCAACCCUGGACCAGUUCAAACAGAAUUCUUUACGGCUGUGGGCUUAUCAGAUAGUGAUGUUAAUAAACUUCACGAGGGUAACUCCAAACUAUUGCCUGUGGGACGUACCGGUUUGAGUGAGGACAUUGGCGACUCAAUAUUGUAUCUAGCCAGUGACCAUGCUGCUUUUAUAACUGGUGCAAGUCUUGUAUCAGAUGGUGGUUCCAUUGCUGCCAAUGCUUUCAAUGCGGAAGUGCUCACAGAUUCAUAA
Messenger RNA from Oppiella nova, 512 nucleotides. Lineage: Eukaryota; Metazoa; Arthropoda; Arachnida; Sarcoptiformes; Oppiidae. The record is from the annotation of a GenBank genome assembly.